AUGAAGUAAGGUAGUUUAAAGUAAAACAAAGUAGGGUGUAAAAAGGUAUUUUAUCCACCUUUUAAAACUUUCAGACCACCCAAGCCUAAUCUUUUUUUAAUCUGCUAACUAGCGUGACUUUUCAAACAUUCAAUCCUAAAUGACAAUUUUAAUAUUACCCCAUAUGUACGUUAAUUAAACUUUUUCUAUGACAUCUGACUUGUGAAACAAAAAACCUUAAACGUAAUUGUAUUAUAGAUUUGAACUUUAAUUUCGCAGCCAUCCCCUACGGCAAUUACUUUGCUUUUUCUCCCUUUUGGCCAAACUUUGUGAAAGUACUUAAAGGGGAAAAUGCUACAGCUCCAGAAUCCUUAAUGGAUUCCACCGAAAUGAGUUUGGAACAUAUUGUGCAGUAAAAGCUUAAAUAGUUUUUAAAGUUAGGCAUUUACUACUUUGUUUGUGAGUGUAAGGUAGGUUUUUUGGAAGAUAUUGAUACUCUAGAAGCUUUGGAAAUCAUGGCUUAUAAGUAGUUUAUUUUGGAAGGGGUAAAUGUGAAAUUAAGUGUUGAUAACGUACAGUAUAUUAGCUUUAUUGUCUUUAAAUUUCAAAACUUUAGGUUUGCUUUAAAAACUUUAGGCUUAAAAAUUAGGACUUACCAUGAUUUUAAAAAAUUUUAAGUUUUUUUAAGUUUGUUAUCUAAACCCUAUUUUAGAAUCAAAAUGAUAAGCGUGACUGCUGCAGCCCAUUCUUUCCGCUCAUCUCGAUCCCUGGGUACUCAUCUAAAAGCUUACGGUAGUGGUCGUGUAGCCCUAGCAGCUACCGACCCUAUUGAUCGCGAUCAGCAGGAAUCCCAACCUAAUUUAUUGUAGGUUUAAUUUACUGUUACUGUCAUUAGCUUAGUUUAUAUUGCAACUCGUUUACACAUAUCAAUAUUCAUAUAUAUACACCUACAGAUAGAUACACCAUAUACAUAUAUAAUAUGUGUAUAUAUAUAUGUAGAUAUACAAUAUAUAAGUAAUAUAAUAGCUGGCUAUACUUAUCUUUCUAAAAAAUACCUAAAGAUCUAGAAAGAAGAUCAUCGUGAAGCUAUGGCAUCUGCUUCUGAACAUCUUCAAAAGCCUCUGCCCGUUCUCUCAUUACAUUGUACAGACCGAAGAGAGUGAAGAGUUGAUCAAGAAGAAGAAGAAAAUGAAGGAAAAAGGCAAUUCAAUGUUCGACAAGCUCGAAGACAAGACCGUGCUACGAAUAUUCAGAUUUGUAGACGGGAAAAGUAUCAUCGCGUUGGAAAAGACCUGUUCUAAACUUAAUAAAUUGAUUAGAGACAAUUGUGAUUAUCUGCCAAAGAUUCAGAAAGAUCAGGUAGGUGAAAGUCUUGAAGAACAGCUACAGAAAAUUAUAAAGCAAUUUUACUUUUAAAAGCUUUGUUAUACGAUAACGUAUCACAGUUCUACGAAUAUUAAUCAUCAUAAUAAUGAAGUAAAACCUCAAAAACAUAAAUUACAGGUCAAGUUAUACUUUGACGAAGGAGAAGUGAUAAUAUCGCCAGUAGAUGAACGAAAAGUACCAUCUCGGUUUACUAUGGUGCCACUCGAAGUAAGAACUGUCAAUAACUUGUUCUAUUAGGUUGUGCAGAUAAUUCUGUGCCUUCUAACUCAAAAAAUUUGCUUUAAGAAAAGGCACAGAAUUAAUUGAACAACCUAAUGAUACGGUCUUCAACGAGCAACCCUUAACUUCAAAAAAAAAUAAUUAAAAUUCGCAAUGUUUUACCCUCCCCAAGCCAUAAUUAACCUGCCUGGCAUUAAGCCGGACAAAGGUUUCUAUAAUAAAAUUAAAUAGUACAGUACAGACCACAAAAUGUAUAGGUACCUCUUAUAAAAACACUACUAAACCUGAAGAAGAUCAUAAAAAUUAAUUCAGUGCCUAUCCGACUACUUACGACACAUAUCAACCUUAUCAUUGUUCAUCAGAGGUCUUAUCCCAAUUGAAACUGUGCCAGUGUUAAGACGGUUAUCUAGGUAUCACCUCGACUUUAGUCAGGUAUACUUUUUAUGGUGCGAGUUGGAUCAGGACGCUGAGGAAUAUGUAGGUUUUACUUACUAUAACUCUAAUUUACUGUUACUCUACUUGACUAUAACACCAUAAAGAUUUAAAAUGCUUGCACAGUACCAAACUGCUCGUACCGUGCGAAAAUUCUAAAACCUUUUUUGACUAACUAAACCUACUUACAGUUAAAAGGUCUGUUCCUAGCCAAUGCUAAUACCUUGUCUGAUAUUGGACUAGAAUCUUGUUCACCUACUCAACUGAUAUCAGACUCUUUAAUCGCUGGAAAUCUACAUAAUCUAGUAUCAUUACGAGUUUGGCACGAUACAUCGGGCCAUGUGUACCCGAUUACUGACCGAACAUUGUUCAAAUUGGUCGAGUAAGUAUUAAAAAGACGAAAAGUCACCUCAAAAGUCGGUAUAAGUGCUAUCAGUAAGAGGCAGACUUUCACCAUCUCUAUAACCUCCCUCUCCCCCAUUAUCGUCGCAUAACAAUACGGCUGGCUCUACUUACGUUACUAUACCUAUAUAAUCCAUAUGUUACUAUACCAGUAUCCCCAUUAACCAUCUAAUUCUAAUCCAAAAAACUAAAAACCCUUCAUUCCAGACUCCAAACCAAAGCCAUGUCGCCGUUAGAAACCCUUGACCUGAACUGUUGUAGGGUUACAGUAAUCGGUGUUACCGCCCUGAUAGAAGCGUGGUAUCUACAACAAUACACCCAAAGCAAUAUUUGUUUGAGUCUUCGAAAUUGUGGCUUCAGUCAGUACGAUCUCAUGAAACAAUGUCGAAACCAUGAGAUUCCGAUAAGUUCGACUGGAUUACUACAAAAAGAAGACGCACAUCUCAUUGUACAUAUAAAUUAA
Molecule: messenger RNA, 2881 nt
Organism: Bursaphelenchus okinawaensis
Lineage: Eukaryota; Metazoa; Nematoda; Chromadorea; Rhabditida; Aphelenchoididae
Source: the annotation of a GenBank genome assembly